GCUCUCAGGGCCCAACCAAGUCGAACCCAACCGUCCCAUUUCAGCUCUCCCAAACAUCAUAAUACCCCUCCAUGCCGUCUUCUCCCAAUCCAUAUCUUCCUUCCCUCCAUGGCCAAAGACAAGAAACGUAGCACCUCCUGCUUUCUUAGCUGUUUCGGAACAUCCGAGGACCGGGAACCGAUGACCGGGACUCGAUCCAACAGUGAUAAGAACAAGUCGCGGUGUCUUUCCCUGUCGAGGGUCUGGAUCAAGAAGUCCGGCGCCAAAACUGUGCCCGUCGACACGACCACCACCAUAGUCAUAGCUGCCACCGACGACGUCGCGUCCGAGAAGGCCGAGGCUAAGCGGAGAUAUGACGAGUCAAAGUCAAAGGUGAGGCGGAGUAAGUCGUCAGAGAAGCUUACUGGCUCGAAGAGGCGGACGUUCCAGGCGGUUGCGACAGCGGUGGCUGCAUCGGAUCAACGUAGGCCGCGAGAGACUGUGUUUAUGGCACAGAUAAGGAGUGAAGUUUCAUCUGAGCAUGAUCUGGUACUGGAAAGCCGGAUGGAUCACCCGGAACCCGAACGAAAUGUAGCUUGUAAGCUUCAUAGAGGGCUCUCCUUCUGCCGGAAGAUUGAGUCCAUAAAGGCCGGUGUCGUCGGGUCGAGUCAACCGGCCUCGCCCAUCAGGCAGACUCGACCCGGCAAGAUAUCCCCCUCGGCUUCCUUCCCUGCCCCAGCAGCUCCACCACACAAGAAGCCACGAGAAUGGACUGACGGUGUUUCCAGGAGCCUCGACUCGAUCGUGGGCAUGUCGAUAAUCAUGGUGACACUAAUCAUAAUGGUCUUCUGGGGCCGGCUCUGUGCAAUCCUUUGCACGUGCUCGUGGUUCUAUUUCGUCCCUCAGAUGCGAUCAAUGGGCAGAUCAUAUAGCCGUGAUGGUGACGAGCCACACCCGGACUGGAACGGAUUGGACCUCAGCUCGGAGGAGUACAAGAAGAAGGUGGUGUUGGAAGGAUUCCUAGAAAGGGACCGCCGGAGUUCGUUGCGGGAAAGGGAGUUAGUUAAGGGGUCAAUUUGAGAGCCGUCAAAAGAGUAAGGCUUCGUUUGAGAAAAUUAUAGACUUCACACCUGACUUGAUCUUUAAUUCGACCCCCGAAGUUCACUCCUUUUCUCAAUAUUCCCAAUACAGCUCCAUCUAUCUCGAUUUAUCCCAAUGCUCGAUAACAUGUUUGGCUUGGAACGACACCCUAGUACCACAUGAAAACGUUUUCAGAGAAAUAGGCUGCUAGGUCAUGAUAUAGGAGGAAAAUACAAACAAUCAAGAUAUAGGAAUAAUUUUUUUAGUACUGAAUUAAAUUGUUCUCGUGUAUAGGUUUUCACGUAAACUGUAAAAGAAUAUUUUGCUUGCUUCUCUUAAGACGUUUUUGCCAGUAUCACUAUCAACUAUAUGAAUUACACAGAGUAAUCCUGAUCCGAGGAUUACUCUGAUCAAAACUUUGACAGAUGUAUUUGAAACCAAACCAAAUUAUUCACCGCUGCCUGCUGGAUGGUGUUUUUGUAAAUUACAUGUGGGGUGAGGCCCAUAUGUGUAAAAUAGGGGUUUAGUUGGGUCUUCGAGAAGUAUACAUGUACAUUUGUCUUUGUUUUUUUUAAUUAAUAAUAUUUUAUUUUCCAAUUUUUUUU
Molecule: messenger RNA, 1664 nt
Organism: Punica granatum (pomegranate)
Lineage: Eukaryota; Viridiplantae; Streptophyta; Magnoliopsida; Myrtales; Lythraceae
Source: RefSeq, a predicted model, not a curated record